ACUGGCCUUAACUCCUUUGUCCAGCAAAACUACCCUCUAAUUCAAUUAUUCAUUCAUAUUCAAGUAGCAUUAAUAAUUCCCAUACUUACACAAUUGUUUCUAUAAACAUCUCAACCUUCAUUUCUCUGCAAUUUCUUAAGCCUCUUCUUUGAUCAGGUCCUAAUCACAGUACUCCACAUCAUGGUUGCUAAGUCCCUCUCCCUAAUGAUCAAUGGAUUUUCUUGCUCUUUUUUCCUGCAGAAGGUGGUGCUGAAACUAGAAGUUCAUGAUGACAAAGAGAAACAGAAGGCCAUGAAGGCAGUUUCCAGCCUCACAGGCAUAGAAUCCCUGGCCAUGGACAUGAAGGAGAGGAAACUAACAGUAGUAGGCGAUGUGGAUCCAGUUCAAAUUGUGAGCAAAUUGAGAAAAUCUUGGCACACAGAAAUACUGACAGUAGGGCCAGCAAAAGAGCCAGAAAAGAAGAAGGAAGAUGAGAAAAAGAAAGAGGAUGAGAAGAAGAAAGAAGAUGAGAAGAAGAAAGAGGCUGAUGACAAGAAGAAGGAAAGUGAGCAAAUUGCUGAGCUCCUCAAACUCUACAAGAACUACAAUCCUUAUUACACACAGUACUACCAUGUCUACAGCGCUGAGGAGAACCCUAAUUCUUGUGUUAUUUCCUGAUCAUCAUCAUAUACAAUCAUGGGAUCGAUCGAUCACGAGUUUUGCUUUUCUUCUGAAGAAAAAGGGUUUUUGAUGGAUUUUAACGCGUUUUCAAGAACCAUAUACGAAAAAAGGGAUGGAUUCGAUGUACAUGGACGGCGUUGAUAUAUUAUUGCAUUGAUCAAUCCAUCGGUCUUGUGGUUAAUUUCUUCAUAUUUGAUGUAAAUAUAGAACAUAUAUAUGGGAUUCAUGAAGAGGGGAAUAAAUUAAUUUACAAA
This is a messenger RNA of Sesamum indicum (sesame), 914 nucleotides long. Lineage: Eukaryota; Viridiplantae; Streptophyta; Magnoliopsida; Lamiales; Pedaliaceae. The record is from RefSeq and is a predicted model, not a curated record.